Molecule: messenger RNA, 4161 nt
Organism: Aplosporella prunicola CBS 121167
Lineage: Eukaryota; Fungi; Ascomycota; Dothideomycetes; Botryosphaeriales; Aplosporellaceae
Exons: 7
Coding region: 1-3771 (1256 amino acids)
Biological process (GO): protein phosphorylation; intracellular signal transduction
Cellular component (GO): cytoplasm
Molecular function (GO): protein serine/threonine kinase activity; ATP binding
Source: RefSeq, a predicted model, not a curated record
AUGGAUCGCUCUAGCAAACAAGCUAGACAACCCUCAAAGCAACGGAAAGCUCUCGCAGAUGCGGGCUCGAGAGCAAACGCCGCGGCCGCUCCCCAGCAACGCCUCAAGCAGAAGGCCAUGCAACCCACCACCAACCUGCCGCACAAUGAGUCCAUCGUAACCAACGGCCCGACUCUCACUGUCCGCAAUCCCGGCCCCGCCGACAACAAGCGUCUGUCGGUCAUUCAAGAUGAAGACAAUCGCUCCAGCAACCGAAACUCGGCCAUCUCGACCGCCUCGUCCACCAUGUCGGCGGGCGGUCGACGGAAGACGCACAUCGGACCCUGGCAGCUUGGCAGGACCAUCGGCGAGGGCGGUUGCUCGCGCGUACGAAUGGUCAGGCACUCUUUGACAGGCCAGCUGGGCGCCGCGAAGAUUAUUUCGAAGAAGAUGGCCGACAAGGUCAAGGCACAGAGUCUUCUCAACUUGUACAAGAGUGCUGAGACGGACCCCGAACUGCUGGCCCAGAUGAAGAUUAUGCCGUUUGGAUUGGAGCGUGAGAUUGUCAUCAUGAAGUUGCUCGAACACCAAAACAUUGUCAAGUUGUACGAUGUAUGGGAAAACAGGAGUGAGCUCUACCUGAUUAUGGAAUAUAUUGACGGUGGCGAGCUCUUCGACUACAUCGACGUCGAUGGCGGGCUCGAUGAGCUCGAGGUUGUCUUCAUCUUCCGUCAGAUUAUCGCUGCUCUGCUUUACUGCCACCGCAUCCACAUCCAUCACCGUGACCUUAAGCCCGAGAAUAUUCUCGUCGACAAGGAAUCAUGGGAGAUCAAGCUCGUCGAUUUUGGCAUGGCUGCCCUUCAGCCUGAGGGACGCUUCCUCAGCACACCUUGCGGUAGCCCCCACUAUGCCGCCCCAGAAGUCAUUCGGUACAAGCGCUACGAUGGAGGCCAAGCGGACGUCUGGUCGUGUGGUGUCAUCCUCUACGUUAUGCUCACUGGCGGUCCCCCGUUCACGUACAGCGGCCACGACGCCGACCUAGCACAACUCUUCAAGCUCAUCGCCAAGGCUCAAUAUGUCAUGCCCGAUCAUCUCAGUCCUGAAGCCAAAGAUUUAAUCUCCCAAAUUCUCGUUCCGGACCCACGCAAGCGUAUCACGAUCGAGAAGGUCUGGAACCAUCCCUUUUUGCACAAGUAUGAUGAAGAGCUGGAAAUGAAAGGCGAAAAAGCCAAGAUUGAGACUUGGAUUGGUGCCAGGCCGCGGAUAGAGAACUGGGAUGUCUCGUGCCUUGACGACAUCGACAGGGAGAUUGUGCGAAACAUGCGUACCCUGUGGCACAGCGAGCCUGAAGAGGUGCUGCUUCAGAAGCUACUGAGCCCCGAGCCCAACCAAGAAAAGUACUUUUACAGCGCUUUGGCAAAGCAUCGAGACGAGCACCUCGAAACCUGGGGCGGAACCCUCGAUGUUGGCUACUCUGCUAGCGACUACCACCAUGUACAUCACCGUCGUAGAGAGGUUGUGCCGCCUGUACCGACUGGUGCCCACGGUCGCACCAAGUCACAAUUCUCGAUCCUCAACGAUGAGCACCUACGCUCCCGCCACAGCCUUCAGGAACCCACCCCGUCUGAACAGAGCUAUGAUCCCUUCCGCGCUUCAAGAGAGCCUUCGUUGGCGAACAAGGAGAACCCUUACAUGAACGUCACUGUCCAUCGUGGCGGCUCGAUUGGCAGUGGAGGUCGUCGUAGAUCUACUGUAACGAGCAAUCAUCACGGUCAAGCUAGCAUGCUGAGAGUUGAGGCUCUAAAGAAGACAAACUGGCGCAGUUCUGGUUUGUCGAGCAACGGCUCUAGGUCUUCGCGGAAAGGUUCUCCGGCAGGCACACACCGUCGCAACUUGUCGAAGGCCUCAUCCACUAGCUCGGUCUGGCCGAGCUCUCCACCAGUUAUUGUAAGGCCUGCUAGUUCGCAUAAGCGUGGUGUUUCCUUUGCGCACCUAAGGAGAAGCUCGACACUCAGCCGCUUGACGGAUUCCGUGCAGUACACACCCGAGCAGAACAAAUUUUUGCAGAAUUCGGAUGUGCUAUUUUCCGCGACUCCUUCGUCUGUGGCUCCUUCGGCCGCGGCUCCCUUGCAAUCAUCCACGCCAAUUGUGGAGCAGCCGCUGAGGUCACGCAAGGAAUCGAAGGGAGCACCGAUACCUCGUCUCAAGGUCCGCAAGUCUGAGACUCCCAGUCGGCUUAUCGAGGGAGAUGUUCGUAAGGCUAGCACGGAGCUCGAAAAGGUUCUGGACGAGGCUUUCAAUAACCGUUCUUCAGUCAAUUCCAGCCUUCGCACUUCCACGACCGCUCCCCCCACCAACUAUGAGACACCACCCUCUUCCGUUUCGCAUCGUGGCUCUGGUGCUUCCGCCUACGCUGCGGAAGCCAAGGCGUUUGAUACGAACAUCACUCAGCGGCCUUUACCUCCUCUACCGACCACUGAUGAUUCGCCAAACUCGCAUAUUACUCGUGAGCUGGCAGUGACCCGGGAUCGGCUUGCUGCGCGCUUGGCUUUGGAGGACCGGGAGAAUGCGGACAAGUAUGAUGCGGUACUCGCGCAUCUAGACAGUCUGCUGAACAGUGCCAACAGUGCUACCCAGGCCGAUGGCACCCGUUCAACUUCCGCUCCUCAUCCCAAGUCGCCUGAGCAUCUGCCAAUCAUAUCGGAGGAAGGUAAGACGCCCGCGGAUACCCCUAACUGGCGUAGUGGAUACUCUGGCGACAAGAAUGACACAAUCCGGAUGGUUGAUCCAUCUUCGCCUUGCCCGCCUGGUCACAUUGCGCCUCUCAAAAUUCGCAAGGCCAGCACCGCUAGCACUGUCGCUUCCCCUGCACGUACCGUUGUGGGCGCCCAGUCGCAGCUGCAAGUCCCUAAAAGCGAGGUACAGCCACUCCGUCGCAAAUCCAGCCGCCUCUCAGACCGCCUAAGCUCCCACGAGGUAAGCGGUGCAUCUACGCCGAACAAGGAUGCCAGCAAAGAUGCGAAGGAUGCCAAGAAGAAGAGCUGGUUCCGUCGCAAGUUCAGCGACAGUGAAACGCCGACCUUGUCAGACACGCCAGAUGUUAAGCAGCAGAUCCCAGAGGCGUGGAAAGGGCUUGACGACCGCAUGGACCCAAAGCCCAAGGCGCGCCCGGCCCUUACCAGGGUUGAUACGGAUGGUUCCAGCGGCAGAUGUGGUCCUGACAAGGGCUCGAAGAAGGGUGGUUUAUGGAAGUGGCUGGGCAAGAAGGAUGCCAAGAAGGGCAUGCUGGAGUUGGCAUCGCCCACGGAGCUGUCCAAUUCUUCUUUCCUCUCGAGCAACUUCGACCUCCCCGAAGGCUCACCGGACUCGAGUCGCGCGAUUGAAGGCCAGAACUGGCUCGCACGCUUCCUGCACAUCAAGCCCGCCACCAAGGCCUUGUGCUUCCAAGUCGGCCGUGGCCGCGCACGCUCCGAGAUCGUGCGCCUGCUGCGCGACUGGAAGCGUUUCGGCGUGCGCGACGUGAGCUACGACCGCGUGAACAAUGUCAUUACAGCGAGGGUUGACAAGGAGAACCACCUCAAGAUCAAGCCCGUGGCCUUUAUCGCGGAGCUUUACGUCGUGCUAGAGCAUGGCCGGCGCGCACAGCUCUGCCUCGUACGCUUCACGCAAACACGCGGCGCGGCGUCAUCGUUCCGCAAAGUGGUGGACGUGCUGGACGAUUGCUUCAGCACACGCGGCAUGCUGGUCGAGAACGAGGAUCGCAAGCGAGCCAUGGUCGACAUGCUUGGUUAGCUAAACGGAAACGACGACGAUGGAACGACGGCUACGGAACAAGACAAAAAAAAAAAGAGACAGACUUCCGGUCUGACGAAAAUCGUCGGGCUCCGUCGACGGCCCCGAGUCGAACCAUUUGCGGUUUUCUUUUCUUACUUUUUCCUUUUUUUCCUUUUGGGGAAUUUGCCUUUUCGAGGGGUUUCCGGCUCGGAGGGGCAUGACUACGAUUGUACCAUGCCAUGCCAUGCUGCCUUGUACGCAGCGCCUAACGAGAGUAGCGUUGUGCGCAGCAGCGGCUAAGGCUGGCUGGCUGGCUGGUACGACGACAACGACGACCAUGACGGUGUUUUUUGGUUUACGGAGAUGGGACUCUGGAGGGGCUUGGUUGGAACUGCUUCGUGCUUUUUU